Pseudonaja textilis is the source of this 1050-nucleotide messenger RNA. It is a transcript of the gene MED28, whose product is annotated as mediator complex subunit 28. The record is from RefSeq and is a predicted model, not a curated record. Gene Ontology annotation, cellular component: mediator complex. Lineage: Eukaryota; Metazoa; Chordata; Lepidosauria; Squamata; Elapidae.
AUGCGUGUUUUCACGGAGGCCCCAAGAAAAUGCCUUUUCCGCCUUCGAAGCGCCACCCGAGCCUUCGUCUCGCGGUGUCGUGACGUACCAGCGCGGUUUCGUUUUCUCUUGCGCCUGCGCAAUCGCUCCAACUUCCCCUCAGUUAUUAUGGCUGCUGGACUGAGUGGGAUGUUUGGGAAUCAGGGCCCGGUGCCACCCCCGCCGCCUCCUCCGCCACCUCCUCCGAUGGUCCCCGGAGGUCAAGGACCCGCGGGACUCCUUCCGCCGAACCCCACGGGCCCGCGAAACCCGAUCGGUACCCUUGUGGAUGAUUUGGAGGCUUCUUUUGAGGCUUGCUUUGCGUCCCUUGUAAGCCAAGAUUAUGUAAAUGGUACAGAUCAAGAAGAAAUUAGAACUGGUGUUGAUCAAUGUAUCCAGAAAUUUUUAGAUGUUGCACGACAAACAGAAUGCUUUUUUCUACAGAAAAGGCUACAGUUAUCUGUCCAGAAACCAGACCAAGUCAUUAAGGAGGAUGUUUCAGAACUAAGAAAUGAAUUGCAGCGGAAAGAAACACUAAUACAGAAACACUUGGGAAAACUUCGCCAUUGGCAACAAGUUUUAGACGAUAUUAAUAUCCAGCAGAAGAAACCUACUGAGAUGCCUCAGGGACCUCUAGCUUAUCUAGAACAAGCUUCAGCCAAUAUUCCUGCACCUCUCAAGCAAAUAUGAAAAAGAAGCAUAAUUGAAAUGCCAGAAUAAAGUUAUACAUUUUGUAUUGAAAAAAUGUUUAUUUUUGUAAAAAUGGAUACCAAGGAACCUAACUAAAUGAGGAGGCUACAGCUAUCGUUGCAUGGAUCGGAAAGUAUUAUCUCUUUUAUUCUGUCACCUGCAUUGUCUCUCUCUGACUUUGGAGAUAUUCUAAGAAGCAAGAACAGUCUAUCCCAUGAACUUCCAACAUAAUUUUACUUCUGUAAAUCAAGUGCUACCGUUAACUUUAUCUUUUGGAAUCAUGGUGCUUUUUAAUAUUCUUGCACAGUUUCAGCUUCUGGUUCUGUGCGUAAACAUUCUUGU